AUGUCGACCUCUCUGGACCCUACCAUUCCGCUCCAGAAAACGGCAGAAAUCACUAAACAUUUGCGCUCCCGCGAUGUUCCGCUUACGGCACUACUUCCCUUCGCUUCAACAAUUCUUGAUAAGACUGUCGGAAAAGAAAAUGAGAAAAAUAUAUAUUUUCCGCAGAAGGAGGAUUGGCUUUUGGAAUGGCUGGUGCAAAGAUUAGGGCAAGAUGACAGUGGUGCGCCAGAAGCACGGUGCGACCCAGAAUUCUGGGUUUUUUUGUUACGCCUUCUACCAUUGUCUUUCUCUGCCGGUGGGAUCUUAAAGAAACAUAAUAUUCUCCAACUUAUCUCAAAAGCACUUUCCGAAGCGGCUUUAUCACAGAAGAGAGACUUAACAGCCCCCACGGUUCCGGGGAGGGAUGAAGACAUUGAUAUGGAGGAUGAGGAGAUCUACAGCACGCCGAAAGAAAGAUUGUCCUCUGAUUCUUCCGCCAGUCCUCCAGAACAACUUCUGUUGCUUCGGCGAACACCUUCGAGACUUCAGGGUCUUUUAGCAAGUGUCACUGGUGUAUUGUCGUACAUUCAAGAGAACUUAGGUGCUGGGAGAAGAGACGGAAAUAUAGUUGCGGUUUUAAGAGGAACCCCGGAAAUCGGGGCACAGAUCCUAGGAUCGUUUCUUGAGGCUUGUCACGUACUAAUUCAGGAAGGGAUAGAAAUAGAGGAAGAAUGGAUAAAUACUGUGGUGAAUGUUUGGCGGAGUUGUGUAUGGGGAAACCCGCAAUUAAAGAAGCUUUCAAUGAUAUUCUCAACGUCCUGUCUUGUUCCUACAACUCAUUUGUUAAUGACACCCUCUAUUCCAUCUAACCUUCGACGUUUGGGGACUACAGAGCUCUCAUCAAAAGAUCUAAAGCCUCUGCUGGGGCCUCUAAAGGCUCAGAAAGACGGCCUCUCCAAUAUAUUUAGGAUUGCCAUCACCUCGCAGACCAAGAGAAGGAAACCGGACUCGACGAUUGUAGAAGUGAUCUUCGAAUCAAUUACAAGCGCGAUUCUUGGAAUCUUAUUUCCUAUCAAAACCAUUAAUACUAGAGAUGCAGAAAUAGUCAUGAGCCUAUUGGAAGUCCUCAUUGAGACUGGCACUAGCAUCUCUUCUAAUACGAUAGCUGAGCUUGUAGAUGGUAUAUCAAAUCUUUCCUACAGUAACACAAGCUCAGUCGUUCGAUGGGAUAUUAUCGCAGUCGCUCUAAAGCUUGAUUUUGACAUAUUCCUUGGAAAGGGGAAUGAGGAGCGGGCCUUGAAGCUUUUUAGUUCACUCACAAACAAUUUUACAGAUCAAGAGACAGUUUAUGAGGUUAUGAAGCUGUUAAUUGACGGUUUUGUCAAAGCCCGAGAUCUAGGUGGUUUUGUAAAUGUUUGGAUCUCAGAAUUGCGCAAAGACGGGGCUCGAGAUGGGAUUUGGGAGAGUGAUAGAGCUGCAAAACUCUUUUCGGAGCGGAUAGAAGCUUCUCUACUACCCGGGCAGAUCGAGAAUGUCCUUAAAACCGCCAUCCAAGAAAAUAGCUGGGUUGUCAUCGACGGUUUGUUAAGAGGUGUGAAGAGAGAGGAUACCCACAACAAAAUCAGGCCUUUGCUAAAUAAGAUUACCGAUAAAAUUCUUGAUGGUGAGGUGGGAUGGAGAGGAUGGAGAGCUAUGGUGAGGGGGCUUCAAAUCGAGAGUGGAUUGGCCGGUGGCAAUCAAGGGAAAAUCUUGAAGAGAUUGAAGAAGUACGUCGAGCGUGGGACAGAUGAUGAUGAUGCGAGAAGAGCUUUAUUUAUUGGAGAAGUCUUGAUGGACAGUGCGGAUGGUGAGGGCCAAGCUGAGGUGAUAUGCGUGUUCAUCAAAGCGAUGAAAAGCACCACAAGGAGCUGGGAUCGUUCUCUAGGAGAUAUAAAUCCGGAAAAUCUUGGUGUUGCGAUUGUGUUAGGCGUCAUUGGCAGGUGGAUGACAGUUUUAGAGCGAGCUCAGUCGGAUAUCCGGACAGGGUUUGUGGACGAGUUUUUGAGUAUGGCUGUCGAAAAUGAUACCGCACAGAAGGCGAGCGAUCUCACUGGAAGGGUCCUAUGGCAGAGUAUGCUAGUUAGAGGUGUUUCUUACGAGCACCCUUCGCUAAAAGACGCUAUACUUGCUGCACUCGUAAUCAAACUAGAGUCCCGUUUUGAAAUCUCUCAAGAUAUGAACGCAUCAUUAGGGGAUAUAGAAAAGGGGAGAGGUGCUCCAAUGACCGAAAAGGAUGUGGAAUGUUACAAAUUCUUGAUCCAGAGCAUCUCAAAGUUUCCAUUGGAGGCUAUUAAAAGGACCGUUAGAGAAAGGAUACUGGAUGUUUUGGUAUUGCUCGACUCCUCCCUUAAGAAAGAGGGAUCGUCUGUGCUCCUGAGGGAUGCAGUGAAAGGGCUAGUUGCAAGACUGUGGGCUUUGGGAAAUGCCAGCUCUUUUCUGGCAAGAGACGUGAACGGGUUUAUGGCGUGGUCUCUGGAAGAGGGUGGUCUAGGGGAGGCCGGAAGGAAGAUACUAAGAUGCAUAUUUGCGACAAAGGAGCAAGAAAGAAGUCGUGAAUUCUUAGCAAAAUUGGUGGAAUCUGCUGAGAUUGAGUUUCUCCGUAACUCUGAGAAGCCAACAAUAAAAGCGGUAAAGGCAUGCGAAAUUAUCAUCGAAGAAUUUUGGAGAGCGGGUGAGAGAAAUGAUGUUCAACAAUUGCGGGAAAAAAUCCUUGAGCAGCUACGAAAUUUCACGGAGACUGGAGAAAUAAAUGGGCACUUGAUUGGGGCAUGGAGGAAAAUCUGGGCACUUGACCGAAGUCCAAGCGAUAAAGAAGAAGUGUUAGGAUUUGCGCAAAAUAUCAUUGAACGUAUAAAGGCAACUCUUCCUAAAAUCUUGACAGUUUCAGAACAUUUAGGAGAGGAUGGAGUAGGAGAUGCAACCCAUAUCGUUGCAGAAACCGUUAUGAUACUUUGCGCUUCUUCUAAUACUACAGAGGAAGCCAUAAAAACCACAGCAUUGGUGGUGGCGAUAUUAGAUUCGCCAUUCGCACGAUGCUAUAGAUCAGAGAUGAUUCUCGCCUAUAGUGAAAUGGUAUCAAUUAGCUUGGAUCCAGAGGUCUAUCUAGAUUGUAUAGAGAUAGUUAUCGAAGGGUGUUUUUCGUUAGAAGAAACAACAGCGCCAGCAUAUUGGGAAAUACUAAAGGUUUUAAUCAAUGGAGCAAAGAUCCCGGAAGAAGAGGAUAAAUGGAAAAUAAUCAUUGACUGCCUUUCGAAGGUGUUUUCAAAGUUAGCACGGAACUUGCCCAAGACUAAGACCGUUACCGAAUUCUUGGCCGUGACAGAUUGCAUGGAUAUAAUUCUGCGCGAAAAGACUUGGGCAGUAAUGCAAUACAACAUCGACGAAACCCUGGCAUCUGUGGCAAUCACUUCAUCACCGUCAGGCCCUCAAUUCACUCCCGUUAUAGUUAUUGCGGAUGAAAUUUUUCUCAGAUUGUGCAAUAUUUUACGGUUGAUCUUGUCUCAGCACCGAAGAAGGGUCAGGGGCGGCCGCUAUCAUCUUGUUGUGGCUGCUCUCCAAUCUUUACUUCGUUGUAUCUUUAAACGCAAAACAGCUAGGGAGCGCAAGAAAUCCGACAAAAUACUCCACCCCCCAUGGCUUUUACCCAGUACAAUAACAUCAGAAAUGCCUAUAAUUACUGAUAAGUGUGCCGAUGGCUUCAACCGGCUGCUCGCAACCUUCUGUGAGCCAUCUGCAUACUCUGUCAGGGGUAAGACCAGAGGGGGGGUCGAUGAUAAUCUUGUCAACAGCGUUAGGGAUCGUGAGAAACGCGAGGUUGCUAGCUGCGUUGGCGGGCUACUGGGAACUGAGGGGGUUAAGGCAUUUGCCAGAACCGUGGAUAAAGAGGGGAGAGCAAUGCUUAGGGAGUUGAGGGAUGAAUACAACAGAGUCGGAGGAGGGGCGAGUGAAAAGUUUUGA
Messenger RNA from Morchella sextelata, 3975 nucleotides. RefSeq lists its product as uncharacterized. The transcript has 13 exons. Gene Ontology annotation, biological process: ribosome biogenesis. Gene Ontology annotation, cellular component: nucleolus. The record is from RefSeq and is a predicted model, not a curated record. NCBI's taxonomy places the organism in Eukaryota, Fungi, Ascomycota, Pezizomycetes, Pezizales, Morchellaceae. The coding region runs from base 1 to 3975 and encodes 1324 amino acids.